CGAAGAGAGAAGGAUAGAGAGAGAGUGCCGCGUAGUUCAGUGAGAGAUAAAGUUUUCGUGCCACCGGCGUCCCUCAUCCUAGCCCUGGUCCUGUUCAGUUCCGCGCCGAUCGACCAGGAGUAGCUACCUAGUCCGGUCUCAGUUGUAUCGACUGACCCGUCGGCUGUACUUCUCUUGUUCCGCACACGCGUGUUACCGAACAGCUCUCUCCACUUUCGGCCGAUCAUCAUGUCCGGUGACCAGUUCCUCGGCAAACGCUACAAGCUCUUCAGCAGCGAGAACUUCGAUGACUUUAUGAAGGCGCUCGGCGCCAGCGAUACAUCGAACGUUAGAAUGUCGUCGGAAAUACUGACCGGUAUCUUGGGCAAGCGUUACAAGCUUCAAUCGAGCGACAAGUUCGACGAAUAUAUGAAAACCUUAGGGGUGGGUCUGAUGACACGUAAAAUGGGCAGCAGCGUCAGUCCCGUGGUCGAACUGACAGAAAAUAACGGGACGUACACGUUGAAGACGACCAGUCCCUUCAAAAACACCGAAAUCAAGUUCAAGCUCGGCGAGGAGUUCGACGAGGAGACGGCGGACGGCAGGAAAGUGAAGAGCGUCUGCACUCUGGAGGGUAACAAACUCGUGCAAGUGCAGAAGGGCGACAAAGAUACUACGAUCGAGAGGGAAUUCUCGCCCACGGAGAUGAAAGCGAUUAUGAAGGCUGACGACAUAGUUUGCACGAGGGUAUACAAGGUCCAGGAAUAGGAGUUUCUCGGCUGAGAGGGCGUGCACAACUCCAUACGUGCUUUUAAGAGCGCUCUAUGAAAGAACAUGUCAAUUGUUGUUCAAGAUCUUGUCUCUCUUCGAGCGUGCGGCAACGUUGAAUGUCAACGACGUCAGCGCUGGAUCGUCUGUGUGUUAGCUUAAUAAAUUUUUACAGCGUUGUCGUGAGGAUAUAAUUUCGCAAAUAACACGAUACAAAUUGCAAAGACAUGUUACGCGUCUUUUACACGAAGUUGAAUUCUUUACGUUUUUCGAUACACGUACGCUUUUGUAAAGGGAAGAUCGAUAACCGAAGCACAAAUUAGCCGCUCGAGAGUCGUGCACAUUUUUCUUUUUUUGGACGAGUUUUUCGUAUUGCGCGUUACAUAAUGAAAUAUGUAAUAUCGUCGUUGGUGAGUUGUUUCAUUCACAACGGUAGCUACGCUAUCCAUUACUUGUACGAAUAAUAUUUGCCAUAUGAACUUUUUUUUUUACGAAUAAAGAUUGCAGAAAUACAUACAAUAUUUUCAUCACAA
Molecule: messenger RNA, 1280 nt
Organism: Dinoponera quadriceps
Lineage: Eukaryota; Metazoa; Arthropoda; Insecta; Hymenoptera; Formicidae
Gene: fabp
Product: myelin P2 protein
Exons: 4
Coding region: 229-747 (172 amino acids)
Biological process (GO): fatty acid transport
Cellular component (GO): cytosol; nucleus
Molecular function (GO): fatty acid binding
Source: RefSeq, a predicted model, not a curated record